CUUCCAUUUCAGCGUGAGUGUAUUUCUGUCCACGUUGGCCAAGCCGGAGUUCAGAUUGGUAACGCUUGUUGGGAGUUGUACUGCUUGGAGCAUGGAAUUCAGCCUGAUGGUCAAAUGCCCAGUGACAAGACAAUCGGUGGAGGAGAUGAUUCCUUCAACACAUUUUUCAGCGAGACUGGAGCAGGAAAACACGUUCCUCGCGCCGUCUUUGUUGAUUUGGAACCAACUGUCGUUGGUAAGUUAACGAGGACCCGUUCAUUUCUUCAUUAGUGCUUUCAGAUUAGUACUAGCAGGAUUCUACAUGAAUUUUUUAUCGAUAGCAGUUAAACACUAGGCUUUUGAUCCUUAGAAAUUUUUUAAUUCUGCUUUCGUUCUAUAUGUCACGAGAAAGAAGACUCCUUUGUGCUAUUGCAUUUUAAUAAUUAACAAUCUCAUUUGUACUUUGUGCUCGUUGAAGUAUUAAAAAACCUACCGAUUCUCGAACAUUUGGUUCAACACGAAACUCAUAGUUCUACUUUUUACCACUUUUCUCUCAAACCAUCGAUUUUUGGGAGAUAACUCGUACGAUCGGUUGACUUUAGUUGUUUGGUAACCUGCAUAGCAACUGCCCCUUGACUACUGUAAACACAACGCAACUAACACUAGAAUUUUCGCUCUUACUCACAGACCUGACCUUACUGAAACCGUCAUAUUUUCGAAUUGUGAAGCUGAUUUUCUUAACUUGAUGAAUUCUCACCCUCAAAAUUUUUUUUCUGACAGAUGAAGUUCGUACUGGCACCUACAGGCAAUUGUUCCACCCAGAACAGUUGAUCACUGGUAAAGAAGAUGCUGCAAAUAACUAUGCUCGUGGGCACUACACUGUUGGAAAAGAAAUGAUUGAUCUUGUUCUGGACAGGAUCAGGAAAUUGGUUAGUAUUGUGCUGGUGGUGUAUUUAUUUUAAGUUGUUUUUCCACGAAUGGUUAACGAUAGUCUAAUUUGUAAUGUUCUAUUCAUAGGCUGAUCAGUGCACUGGAUUGCAAGGUUUUCUUAUCUUCCAUUCUUUUGGUGGUGGUACUGGUUCUGGAUUCACAUCAUUGCUCAUGGAGCGCCUGUCUGUGGACUAUGGCAAGAAAUCCAAACUGGAGUUCUCUAUUUACCCCGCACCACAGAUUGCCACAGCUGUUGUGGAGCCUUACAACUCCAUUCUGACAACACACACCACUCUGGAGCACUCUGACUGUGCCUUUAUGGUGGACAAUGAGGCCAUCUAUGACAUCUGCCGUCGUAACCUGGACAUUGAGAGACCCACUUACACCAACCUGAACAGACUGAUUGGUCAGAUUGUGUCGUCCAUUACUGCAUCGCUCCGUUUUGAUGGUGCCUUGAAUGUUGACUUGACAGAAUUUCAGGUAAGGUAUAUUUGAAUCUUGACAUUCCUGCCUCCAGUACAUAAUGAAUAUGAUUCCUGUUGGUUUUUGUUAUGUUUAUAACGUCCUUCUUGUUAUUUCAUUUAGACCAACUUGGUGCCAUACCCUCGUAUUCACUUCCCUCUGGCCACUUAUGCUCCAGUGAUCUCAGCAGAGAAAGCUUAUCAUGAACAGUUGAGUGUUGCUGAAAUCACCAAUGCCUGCUUUGAACCAGCCAAUCAGAUGGUGAAAUGUGACCCACGUCAUGGUAAAUAUAUGGCCUGUUGUUUGUUGUACCGUGGUGAUGUGGUACCUAAGGACGUGAAUGCAGCCAUUGCUACAAUCAAGACCAAGAGAACCAUUCAGUUUGUAGAUUGGUGUCCAACUGGAUUUAAGGUUAGUGAUUAGGCUGUAUAUAUAUAUAUUUUUUUUUUUUUUUUUUCUCUUUGAUUAAAGGCCCUUUGUAAUUUAGAGAAUGAUGAGCAAUGUAUUGUUACUUUACCAAAUCCAAAGUUUGUUAAUUAACAAAUGUAUUUGUCAUGUACGGUAGGUUGGAAUCAACUACCAGCCUCCCACAGUUGUUCCUGGUGGUGACCUGGCCAAAGUACAACGCGCUGUGUGUAUGUUGAGUAACACCACAGCUAUUGCUGAGGCCUGGGCCCGUCUGGAUCACAAGUUUGAUCUGAUGUAUGCAAAGCGUGCAUUUGUCCACUGGUAUGUGGGUGAGGGUAUGGAAGAAGGAGAGUUCUCUGAGGCUCGUGAAGAUUUGGCAGCAUUGGAAAAGGAUUAUGAAGAGGUUGGAGUGGAUUCAGUUGAUGCUGAAGGUGAGGAAGAAGGGGAGGAAUAUUAGACAAAACAAGACCACCCUGGAAGAAAAUUCAUGCUGCUGUGUUUUGAGAUUGAGUUCUGUGAUAUUGUGUUGUAAGAUUGAGGAAUAAAUGUUUGUUUCAUGACUAGUGAAGUGUGGUUUUUAUGAAUUUGUGUUGCUUGUGACAGCUUAUCAUGAAAUUUCCUUGGAACAACAACAUUUGUAGGUUCCUAAUAACAGUUUUGGCCGAGAAUUCUCAUUUACUAAAUAUGACAAAAGGAAAUGAUAAUACAAUUUGUUUUUCUAGAGAUGAAUUAAACCCUGUGCCAGUGGGAACUUUGAACUACCUUACUUUCUAAACUUUGACCAUAAUGACUUCCCCCACCCUAUUUCCUAGAUUUCCCCAUGAAAUACCAGUUAAGUUCCUUGGUGGAAUAGGAUGUUUUAUUAAAUUUUAGGUUUGGGAAUGAGUUACCUAGUUAUUGAGCAGGCCCUAUUACGACCCUAAGAAGUGAUCCAGAUUUAGACCGCUAUCCUUCUAGACAAACAUCGGUAGUGAAUAUUACCUUUCAAAGAGCCGCAACACCGUAUUAGAAGUCUGGCGAUUCCGGUUUACAGAUUGUAUCAUUUUUAGCUGAAGGAGUGCCCUCCAUGUACGAAGCUUGGACAGUCUGGUGGAAAAAACAACCUUUCCAGAAAUCUAUGAGAAAAAUAUCUAGGUAAACGCAUAAUUUCAACCGGUUUGUGGUUCCAAUAUAAAAAAGAAAAAACUUUGUCCCCUCCCCCACAGGUGCUGCGAUAAAAUUAUUUGUUCCGAGAAGCUAUGAUCUGCCGUGCUGAGAGACCACUAUGAGACAUCGAUUGAUUCUAAUAUUUAUAUUCUCCUAUACCCUAUUCUCGUUACAUUUCCUGUGAUACUGACAAGGAGAAUUUGCUUGACAAUCAUGACCUCUAGCCAUUUUAAGAGCGAUAAUGCAAAGAGAAAUUAGAAGCCAGCCCCUCCUUAGGGUUAAAGGGUCAACUGAAAAUUCUGGCCUGCAGAGAACUCCCAAGGGGACACCCCUUAUAAGACAGGUUUGUAAUAUACCUGAGUUUAUAUUAUUAUUCCAGGUGACGUUGACGUCAUUGUCACCGUAUAUAAUAGAGAGCUGGUACAUGAUCAGUUCAGUUUUUGAUUUGGAGUCAUCUCUGUUCGUCGGUUACUUGUCGAAGGAGGGAUCAUUUAUUUCCAGCUUCCGUUUUUCUUUCUUCUCUGCCAUUAAAUUCUAUACCGUCCGAAAUGGUAAGUUAAAAAGUUUCACCUUUAGGAUACAAAGGACACAAAGCUGUUUUAAGAACUUUGAAAAUUCUUACAAAAUGAUAAUAUAGUUUUGGUUACGUCCUCCGCUAGCGAGAGUGUAUUUCUAUCCAUGUCGGUCAAGCUGGUUGCCAGAUCGGUAAUGCUUGUUGGGAGUUGUACUGCUUGGAGCAUGGAAUUCAGCCUGAUGGCCAAAUGCCCAGUGACAAGACAAUCGGUGGAGGAGAUGAUUCCUUCAACACAUUUUUCAGCGAGACUGGAGCAGGAAAACACGUUCCUCGCGCCGUCUUUGUUGAUUUGGAACCAACUGUCGUCGGUGAGUGAAAGGAGAACAGUCCUGUGUUUUAUUUUCGACAUUCUGCUUAAUGAAAAAUUUGGAGUCUAAAAUGAAUUGCUAAACUUCACCAAGUGUAUGCCCUCUUCAGAUAGGAAAAUAUUUGUUCUGGUGAUGUGAAUGUUGAAUAAAUUCGAAAAUAUGCUUGGAUCGAUCAUUUCCAUAUUCAUCUUUGUUAACGUGGCACUAAUAUUACAGCGCACGAAAUGGUGAUUGCCAGCUAAUUUCGAAACUGCAACUCGCGUCCAUGUUUUAUUACUAAAACCAUUAAAGACAUAAUGUGUUAUUGAAAUUAAAACAAAAUUCGAUAAACAGAUGACAACCUCCAUGUGUUAAAUUGAAUUUUUACUUGAACAUUACUGUCUUAAGUGAAAUAUUAAUAUCAAUAUAAAAUCAGAUAAAUCGUGAAAGAAAUAGCGCGUUUGCUGUUUUUACUUCCAGCCAUAAUGGCAAUAUCGAGGACCGGUAAUUAUUAUUGCUUUGCCAGCGAAUAAAGUCGCUUUCACCGUCAACUUCCGGUUAGGAAAAACUCGCCCACCUGCAAGAUGGUGCAUCUGUAAAAUUGUGUCGUAUCAGUGAGGCAAGGGUGUCAAAGUCUACAUUAAUUUCCGUGGUUUGGCAAAACGGUUUAGUUUUGUGUCGGUGCUACAUGGAAGAAUUUAUGGUCAGGAGGUUGGCUGUGGCUACCGGGUACUAAUCUAGCCGAAAAGAAGACAUUCUUUAGCGGUUCUCGGCAACCGCGUCAGAAUAAACUGUUUGAGUCGGAUAGUCUAAUUUUGCAGUCAAGGCUUAAACAAUGAAUGCUUUUCUAAAUUUUAUUCCUUUAUCGUGAUGUUUUGAGCCAGAAACGCCCCCGCAGCGCUUUGUUUUAAAAAGACAAAGUAAAUGAUACUCUCUACAGGUUCAAGCUGUUACACUUAAUGUUUUACCCCAUCAGUUGUCUCAGACUGGGUGACGUCUCUGCAUGUUUCUGAAAACUGGGUCAAUGUCAGCCUCAACGCUUUAGUCAGAAAACAAAAAACAAAAAAAGAAUGUGUGCGAAUAUUAGCGGCAAAAGUAUCAGACAAUGAACUUUUCAAACUAUUUCAUGCAUUCAAAACUGUUUCUACCUACGGGACACUUAGUUUGCCCCCAAUGGAAAUUAAUUAAAGGGUUCGAAAUUAAUUCCCCGUCUUUAUUUGUUCAACAAUUGUUUGACUCUCUGUAUAUUGGAUCCUUGUCAUAGAUAAUUUAUGGCCACCAGGACUUUCUCACGAAAAUAAUAUUGCUAAUUUCCUAUCUUUAUUACGUGGGAGAGGAAAUAUAUUUGCAUGCAUUAGCGUUCGAUGAAUCGUCAUCCAAGACGAGUCUCUCCGAUAUCAGUUCUUAACAAGAGAAUACGGAAAAAUUGGAAAAUGAAGAGUCUUGAGCGUUGUAUUUGUCUCUGGUGCCUCUUUAUGGGAAACGAAUCCUUUUUCGUUUGGUAAAUUGGCAGCUGAAUGAUAAUAAGCGAUGUUAAACCUUCGCUUUCGAAAGUGUUAAUAAGACUUUUCCGGAUAUACUUUUGAUGGACAAGAACAAUAAGCAAAAUUUUAAAAUAAAUUUUAAAAAAUACGCUAAGGACGUUGUCCAAAUGAAUACAAAGCGAGAGAAAAGGACUUGGUUAAGAGAGAAAGUUCCAAGAGGACCUGUGACCCUGCUCCACCCCUCCCUCUCGAUCAAAAAGUAUUGACUCGUAAGAAAGCUCGAAAGCUUGACUGUCAGCCUUGUUUUGCAGAUUUCUCAGGAUCGAAAUUCUCUAUAAUAACGCGAAUAAUUUCAGAGUAAUUAUAGCUCGUGGCUGCAAGAACUUUCUUAGAACUAAUUUAAUUAAGUUGUUGUUCACUGGCUGUUUUAGAUGAAGUACGUACUGGCACCUACAGACAGCUGUUUCACCCUGAACAGUUAAUUACUGGAAAAGAAGACGCCGCUAACAACUAUGCUCGCGGACACUAUACUGUCGGAAAGGAGAUGAUUGAUGCAGUUCUGGACAGGAUUAGAAAACUGGUAAGCUGCACAGAAAGAUAGAAUUAAAAUUAAAUUCCUCGAAAGCAACUUUCUGAUUGCUACAUAACAGACUCUUCCUUAAUCAUUCCUCUCUAAGGCUGAUCAGUGCACUGGCUUGCAAGGUUUCCUUAUCUUCCAUUCUUUUGGUGGUGGUACGGGUUCUGGAUUCACUUCACUGCUCUUGGAGCGUCUGUCUGUGGACUAUGGCAAGAAAUCCAAGCUGGAAUUCUCUAUUUACCCCGCACCACAGAUUGCCACAGCUGUUGUGGAGCCUUACAACUCCAUUCUGACAACACACACCACUCUGGAGCAUUCUGACUGUGCCUUCAUGGUGGACAAUGAGGCCAUCUAUGACAUCUGCCGUCGUAACCUGGACAUUGAGAGACCCACUUACACCAACCUGAACAGACUGAUUGGUCAGAUUGUGUCGUCCAUCACUGCAUCGCUCCGUUUUGACGGUGCCUUGAAUGUUGACUUGACAGAGUUUCAGGUAAACUGUCUCUGGAUCUCAGCAUUUCUUGUCAUAUUGAUUCGGUGGUGAUAUGAAAUCAUUUCAAUUUCUGUCUUGUUGUCUUAUUUAGACCAACUUGGUGCCAUACCCUCGUAUUCACUUCCCUCUGGCCACUUAUGCUCCAGUGAUCUCAGCAGAGAAAGCCUAUCAUGAGCAGUUGACAGUUGCUGAGAUUACAAACAUGUGCUUUGAACCAGCCAAUCAGAUGGUUAAGUGUGACCCACGUCAUGGCAAGUACAUGGCCUGCUGUUUGCUAUACCGUGGUGAUGUGGUACCUAAGGAUGUGAAUGCAGCCAUUGCAACAAUCAAGACCAAGAGAACCAUUCAGUUUGUUGACUGGUGUCCCACUGGAUUCAAGGUUUGUUUCCGGUCAAUUUACCAGGAAAUAAUGUAUAUUGAACGAAAAAAAUCGGUGGUGCCCGAUGGUUGUCGAGCUAGACUACGGAUUAAAAGUUAAGGGCGUUAUAUUAUAGGGCAAGAUACCUUAUUCUCUAAGAACCUCUCACCGCUGAGGUAUUUUAAUUCAAGUGAUUUGUCUGAGAAACAUUACGGACUACUAUGGUAACUUGCAAUGGGAAAAAAUCCCCUUCAAGGGAGAGUAACUACACUCUAAGUCGUUCCGUGCAGCAGAAAUCGGGUAAAGCUCUCACGGCGCGUACCAGUCAGCCUGUGAGCAGGCAUGCUUUUGUAUUUAAUGCGUAUAGAAAUGAAUCAAAAACUGCUGCGCCGCGUCUGUUCAAUUGGCAGAAUUUUUUUCUUAUCAUAGGUUGGAAUCAACUACCAGCCUCCCACAGUUGUUCCUGGUGGUGACUUGGCCAAAGUACAACGCGCUGUGUGUAUGUUGAGUAACACCACAGCUAUUGCUGAGGCCUGGGCCCGACUGGAUCACAAGUUUGAUCUGAUGUAUGCAAAGCGUGCGUUUGUCCACUGGUAUGUGGGUGAGGGUAUGGAAGAAGGAGAGUUCUCUGAGGCUCGUGAAGAUUUGGCAGCAUUGGAAAAGGAUUAUGAAGAGGUUGGAGUGGAUUCGAUUGAUGACGAAGGGGAAGAUGAAGGAGACGAAUACUAA
This is a messenger RNA of Pocillopora meandrina, 7427 nucleotides long. NCBI's taxonomy places the organism in Eukaryota, Metazoa, Cnidaria, Anthozoa, Scleractinia, Pocilloporidae. The record is from the annotation of a GenBank genome assembly.